Molecule: messenger RNA, 1044 nt
Organism: Bactrocera latifrons
Lineage: Eukaryota; Metazoa; Arthropoda; Insecta; Diptera; Tephritidae
Product: putative nuclease HARBI1
Exons: 6
Coding region: 67-1044 (325 amino acids)
Source: RefSeq, a predicted model, not a curated record
AAAUGUGUAGUCAAUAUGGAGCAAAUUCAACAAGGUCUAUUUGGAUAAAGGCAAACUCGUGGCCAAAUGUUUUGGGAAGUCGACUGCCAGGUGAAUUCAGAUGCAUUUCUUAAAAACAACUUCCGAAUGAAGCGCAAUUCUUUCAUUAAAUUGUGUAUUAUGUUGAAAGGUUUGGAGAAGAAAAACACUAACUACCGCAAGGCAAUUCAAUUAGAGAAGCGCAUUGCCAUUGCUUUAUAUGCUCUUGGCUAUACUGCAGAAUACCGAUCAAUUGGAAAUAUGUUCGGAAUUGGUAAAAGCACUGUCUGCUCCAUUCUAAUUGAUUUCUGUCUUGAAGUUUGGCGUUGUUUGUGGUCUUUGUAUUUGAAGAAAUUCCCAAUGAACGAAAUUCAAUUGCGCGAGUAUUUAAAUAGCUUUGAGUCAUUGGGCUUCCCUCAAGUGUUAGGAGCUAUAGAUGGUUGUCAUAUAGAUGUUCGCCCAGCUGCAGAAGAUGCUGUUGACUACUACAAUUACAAAGGCUGGUAUUCCACAGUUCUUUUGGCUUUAGUAGAUGCAAGAUGCCGCUUUAUAUACAUCAACGUUGGUAGUCCAGGCCGUUGUAAUGACUCUUCAAUAUUUGAGAGAUCAUCUUUAAAACGCGAGUUGGCACAAUCUACUAUAUUUAAAGACAUGAGUAGACAAAUAUCGUCAGUUAAUGUUCCACUCGUUUUGCUGGGCGACUCUGCGUUCAAAUUUGAYGAACAUUUGAUGAAACCAUACCCGGUGGUGGAGAAUGCGUUCGGUCAUUUAAAGGGAAGGUUUAGACGGGUUGGAAAAGGCUUGGAUAACCACAUGGCCAACACGAAAAUAGUCCUAAAAGCGUGCUGCGUUUUGCACAAUUCUUUAGGUGAGGAAAAUGAUGAAAUUAAUGAAAAGUGGAUUGCAGCACAACAAAUCGAAAACGAAUCUCGGCAGUUGCCAGAAGACGUCUCUAACAUUUGUGGAAAUGUCAACCCAAGAGUAGAAGAAAUAAGACAAGCGUUCGUUUUGUAUUUCGUGAAGUAA